Messenger RNA from Archocentrus centrarchus (flier cichlid), 3050 nucleotides. RefSeq names its product Kruppel like factor 15 (gene klf15). The transcript has 2 exons. The record is from RefSeq and is a predicted model, not a curated record. The coding region runs from base 1 to 1407 and encodes 468 amino acids. Gene Ontology annotation, biological process: regulation of transcription by RNA polymerase II. Gene Ontology annotation, molecular function: DNA-binding transcription factor activity, RNA polymerase II-specific; RNA polymerase II cis-regulatory region sequence-specific DNA binding. NCBI's taxonomy places the organism in Eukaryota, Metazoa, Chordata, Actinopteri, Cichliformes, Cichlidae.
AUGGUAGAUAACUCCCUUGUCAGUGAAGAGACUUUUCUUCUUUACAGUGGUGCUCCACCAGCCUACCAGCAAUCUGACAUGGUCACAGACCUGGGCUCCUAUCAGGUUAUGCCGUCACCAUUUUCGGAGGAGGACCUGAGCGACUCAUCCAGUCCUCGUUCCUGCUCCAGCCCAGACUCCCAGGUGCUCAGCUCCAGCUAUGGUAGCAACUCCAGUGCUGAAAGCCAGGACAGUAUCCUGGACCACCUGCUGUCCCAAGCCUCCCUAGGAGGUGCCAACAGUAUUACUGCAGAAUCCGAGGCCCCUAUACCAUUAUCCACUUUCCUGUGGGACUCACGGAAAGAGGAGCCCUCCAAACGUGAGCAAGUAAAGGAGGAAAGUUUUGACUUCCUCACGUGGUCCCAUGGGGAGCCAAAGGAACAGCUUGGAGGGUGUUUCCAGCCCACACUGGAAGAGAUAGAAGAAUUCCUGGAGGAGAAUAUGGAGGUGAUGACAAUGAAGCAGGAGGUUUGCCCAGAGUUGGGAAUGACACAGGAGUCUUUUGGUCUAGAAGUUGGUCUGGAGUGGUGCAGGGAGGCCUCCCCUGAGCCUAUAGUAGAGCCAGAGGCAAAGUAUUCUGACCAAACUGUUCCCACUAUCAGCACUGCUAGUCUGGUUGCUGCUGCCUCUAGUGAAUCCAAAACCACAGCAGUUAACUCCACACAUGAAUCCAACGCAGGGGCCAAGAAGGAAUCAACUAACAAACCUUCAUCUGCAGACAGUGGUACAAAUGGCAGUGGAAUGCCGGUCAUUCUACAAAUCCAACCUAUACAGAUCAAGCAGGAGCCUACAGUGGCACCACUUACCCCAGUAGCCCAUGCUCCACAGCCUGGCCCAGCCUCAGACAUCAAAAUUGCGCAGCUACUGGUCAAUAUCCAAGGUCAGACCUUUGCCCUGGUGCCCCACAUCCUGCCCUCCCCCAGCCUUAAUGUCUCCUCCAAGUUUGUUCGAAUUGCUCCAGUCCCAAUUGCAGCCAAACCUCUUGGGCACGGAGACAGCUCUACUAGCCAGGGAUCAGGGAUCCUUCUGGGAGGUCAAAAGUUCCAGAAGAACACAGUGGCGGAUCUUAUAAAAAUGCACAAAUGCACUUUUCCUGGCUGCACCAAGAUGUACACCAAGAGCAGCCACCUGAAGGCCCACCUGAGGAGGCACACGGGAGAGAAGCCUUUUGCCUGCAACUGGCAGGGCUGCGGAUGGAGGUUUUCGCGGUCAGAUGAACUGUCUCGUCACAGGCGGUCCCAUUCGGGAGUCAAGCCCUACCAGUGUCCCGUAUGUGAAAAGAAGUUUGCCCGGAGUGACCAUCUGUCCAAACACAUCAAAGUCCACCGUUUUCCACGAAGCAGCCGGACGGUCCGCUCAACAAACUGAUGCUCAACUUGGUGGGAUUACUGGGAUCACUGAGAAUUUCAGGAACACCCUCAUACAGAUAUAGGCUAAGGGAGCAAAUUGUGAGUGUUAAGGGUGUGUGAAGACAUUUUUUUUUUUUUUUUUUUUUGCACCAUCAGCAAGUCAUUUCAAAUAUGUGAGUUGAAGCACGACUUGCUUUGUGUUUGAGCAAUCUGUGAUUGUUCUAAUUUACUGUAAGAAACCAACACGGUUACCAUCCUGUAAUCAACUGAAGGUUGAUGUUGGUGCUUUGGUCUGUUGGGUUCCUUACAUUUGAUCUGUUCUGUAUUUUCAUUCAGUCUGGAUUAUGUGAGAACUUUGGUAAUAGCCUUGCAUGUCCAUUCUAUCUGGAUACAGAAACUGCCUUUUGCCUUCCUGAAAGCUGCUAAUGUCUUGGACAUUGUUAAUUUUAUGCAAUGUUUUGGAAGUGAGACUCAUUUGGAUACUCAUUAGCUACUACCAGAGUAGUAGUUACUUUUCCUCGGGGCCACAGAGGUUUCUCUCAAGGCUUUGUCCUGGAUUUUUUGCUGCCUUGCACCACUGUUAGUUGACCAAGAAGGGUGGAUAACUUCAUUCAACUUGUGUCUGAUGCACAAGGAGGGAACUGUUGUACUUGUGUACAUGAACUACUGAUUGCAUAACAAAGGAAGAAAAACAUGAUAAGCUAUCAGGACUCUUGUCACCUUUUACAGGAACUUUGUAAACAGAUUGAGACAUAAAGAGGAGAGUAAAGACAAGAAAUGCAAAAGUGACAUGACUCAAUGGUUAAGCGCACAGUGAUUGUCAAAAUUGGCCUUCUGAUCAGUGUUAAAUGUUAUUUGUUAUUUUUAAGCUAAGUCAUGUGUACCUGCUUGCUGAUCAUCUGUUUGUGUAAUUUUUUUAAGCCUUACUGUAACACAGAAUCAUGGCUGGGAAAUCAAGCUUCCAGUGGUUCUCAUUUUAAUUUGGUCUUUGACUGUUCAUAACGUGGCCCUGUCAUUCAGUACACAGCCAGAUGAACUGAGCCAGAAAUGAAUGAAUGCCUCCAUCUGCUAUUUUUACAGAAACAGUUACUUUUCUGAUGACACAAAUUCUGCCUCAACUCUGCUAUAUGUUACUCGAUACACCCUGAUAGCCUUCCGCCUCACCCAGCACUUAUGUUACCUUGAGGUGACGUCACUGGAUGCUCAACACACCAUGGUGCUGACCUACUAGCACGAGCUUCUGGGAAAUCAUCACCUUUGAGGCCAUGUCAAACUUUCUAAUGUCCUUAUUUCUCUUAAAUAUUAUCUUGCUACAUGUACGACACCCUGCUGUAAACAUGUAGGGGUGCGACUAUGCCGUCCAUGUAUAAUUCAUGUGUGUAUAGUGACAACAAGCAGGGGUACACGACAUUGUUCAUCAUUCCUUUUAUUCAAUUUUUGAAUUUUGAAUGCUUGUGUGAGCACAGGUGUUUUAUCGCAUCCUAUGAAUGUAUGUAAAUAUACAGGAGCGUACAUCGCUGCAUCCAGGAAACACACAGAGACUAUUCUGAUACCAUAUCUUAAAUCAGUGGUUCUGAAGAUUUAUAGUGUAGAACCCUAAAUGUGUACAUAACUUAGUAUUUCAGUACAUAUGGAUAUAUUAUAUAUUUUCUCUUUGUUCUA